Callorhinchus milii (elephant shark) is the source of this 1329-nucleotide messenger RNA. Its product is annotated as armadillo repeat-containing protein 3-like. The record is from RefSeq and is a predicted model, not a curated record. Lineage: Eukaryota; Metazoa; Chordata; Chondrichthyes; Chimaeriformes; Callorhinchidae. Gene Ontology annotation, molecular function: protein binding.
AUGUGUUUGACUGAAACUUACCCGAGUCAGUCAGCGGCUCCCAGGCCCCGGCCGCCCGUUACCAGGCAACGCCACAACAACCCACCGCGUACACACGUCAUCACUCCAGGAAGCAGCGACGGCAUCUGCCACGUGACUCACGGAGUUGAAGUACGAAAAGUUUUGAAGAAAGUGGUUCUAACAUCAAUUAUUGCAUGUCUAGGACCAGAAGAGGAUGUGAUUGUCCAUGAACUUGCUACUCUCUGCCUAGCUUCCAUUUCUGUUGACUACACCAGCAAAGUGGAAAUUUUUGAGCAUGGUGGACUCGAACCACUCAUCCGCCUUCUGUCAAGCUCUGAUCCUGAUGUCUUAAAGAAUUCUGUUGAAUCUAUUUCAAAUUUAGUUAAGGACUUUCAGAAUCGAGCUGCUAUUUGCGAAUUGAAUGGCGUUCCUCCAAUUCUGGAAUUACUGAAAUCUGAAUAUCCUGUUAUACAGCAGUUAGCCCUGCAAACCCUAACACCCAUUGUCAUUGAUCCAGAUUGCAGAAUUCAGUUGCGUCAGAAUAAAGGUCUUGAAAGCAUCUUGCAAGUUCUUGAAACACCGGAUUUUACUGACCUUCAUGUAGAAGCACUGACUGUACUAGCAAACUGUCUGGAAGAUGUAGAAACUAUGCAGGUUAUCCGCGAAACAGGAGGCCUAGAAAAGUUUCUGACAUUCGUAACUACAUCCACUCUGCCAGAGGCACAGAAGCGGGCGGCCAAAGCCAUUACAGCAUCUGCACGUAACUGUGAGAACAGAAAAUUUUUCCAUGAGCAAGGUGUAGAAAAAGCACUGGUAAAUCUUUUGGGAGUCAACAAUGAUGGAAUCAAAAUAGCUGCUUGCCAAGCUGUGUCUGUUAUGUGUGAACUUAGUAGUAGCAAAGAGGCUUUCAAAAAAGAACUUGGCAUUCCUCAACUGGUUCGGUUGCUGGUCAGUGACAAUGAGGACGUUAAAGAAGCUGCAGCUCUAGCUCUAGCAAAUCUAACAACCGCUAAUCCCACCAAUGCUACUGCAGUUUUUGAAGCUGACGGUGUGGAGCCAUUGGUCAAACUUCUGACUGAAUCAGGAGAUGGAGCUGUUGCCAAUGCUGCUACCGUUCUCACUAAUAUGGCCCUUCAAGAAUCUUCACGCAGUAGUAUCCAAUAUUAUGGAGCUAUGACUGCCAUUGUGGAACCAUUGAAGUCCACCAACACAGUGGUGCAGAGUAAGGCUGCACAAGUCGUGGCUGCAUUAGCUUGUGAUGCAGAUGCAAGAACUCAGGUGGGAAUUCGUUCAAAACUAGUGAUUAGGAUCCUGUUCUGUGGAAAUUGA